AAAAGGGAUUAAAGUCAAUGAGAUGUUGAAAGAGAUACGGACGGCGCUUCGCAAAUCCCUAUGAUGCAGCCUUUGCUACUGUCAAAAUAUUUUGUCACGAUUGAUGAAGUUUUAAACCGUUAAAAUGAUUGGCUGCCUUGAGCUUGACAUAUCAUAUGCUGUUGUUGCCUGGAUUUUGGAUGCAUUACGGACUAUAUAGGCAAAAUUUGUCAGCCUACUCUUCAAGUUAUCAAAGAUUAUAUUACUUUACGUCCAUACUGCAGUCUUUGGGAUCUGUACCUCGGCCAUCUCAUGCUGGAAAUUAGCGGCUGUGUGUGUGUGUGUGAAUAUUCUUGAGAUCCACCUUGAUCCUUGCCGCUCAUUUGUUCAGUUUAAUAUUCAAACACCUCCAGCUCCUUGGGCAAGAAGUUGUCUGCUAUGAUAUUUUUUCUCUAGUGUAUUAAACAAAAGAAGGUAAAAUAAACGCAUAGUUUAUGUUUUAUAUUCUCUCGCUACUAAUGAAAGUGUAUGUAUUCAUCUUUCAUAUUGUAAAAUUAGGCGUAUGAAAAGCCUCAAAUUCAUGGAAAACUUUACAUGAUGUCAACUAUUUUAUAUGCAAGAACGUAACACAUUACGUUUCAACAAUUUAGUUUGAUGAAA
Molecule: messenger RNA, 639 nt
Organism: Nicotiana attenuata
Lineage: Eukaryota; Viridiplantae; Streptophyta; Magnoliopsida; Solanales; Solanaceae
Product: probable GTP-binding protein OBGC2
Cellular component (GO): mitochondrion
Molecular function (GO): GTP binding; GTPase activity
Source: RefSeq, a predicted model, not a curated record